AUGGCCUCCCCCUCUUCCAGGGAGCCCAGCCGGGCCAGCCUGCCCCCUCCUCCUGCAGCCACCCCAGGCCCCGCCGCCCCCCAGGAGCCCCCUUUCCCGGACAUCUACGGAGGGGACGCACAGCUCUGGGAGGCGCACUUCCGCGGCAUCGGGCGCGCCUACCUCGCGCUGGGCAAGGAGGACGACUUUGCCAUCCGCGUGCUCACCGAGGACUUCACGCUGCCCUUCCCGUUCGCCUGGCCGCCUGGGCCCGACCCCGCCCACGGGCCGCUCUUCUACGACCCGCGCGACCGCACGGGCUUCGACUUCCUGCUGCGGGGCCCGGGCGCGCCACCCCCCGCGCUGCUGCGGCCCCUGCACGCCACGGCGCAGGCGGCUGUGCGCAAGCGGCGCCUGGAGCAGCUGGCGCUGCGCUAUGCCAACGCGGGCGCCGGGCAGCGCCCCGGCCUGGUCCUGCUCGCGCCGGGCCCCGCUCCUGCCGCCUUCACGGGGCCCCCGGGGCCCGAGGCCACGGCACCCGGAGGCGGACCCCCUAGGCUGGGCUAG
Molecule: messenger RNA, 546 nt
Organism: Choloepus didactylus (southern two-toed sloth)
Lineage: Eukaryota; Metazoa; Chordata; Mammalia; Pilosa; Megalonychidae
Product: helicase SRCAP-like
Exons: 2
Coding region: 1-546 (181 amino acids)
Source: RefSeq, a predicted model, not a curated record